AUGCCUAUACGUGAUGCUAUAAGAACGAGCGUUCUCUCAAAGAAGUGGAGAUUAAACUACUUAACCAUUCCGCAAUUAGUGUUUGAUGACCAAUUCUGCAAAGAACUUGUUGACUCCGCCAACAAGAAGAAAACUCGGAAAUUUUUCAACUAUCAAUUGAACGAAACUGUCACCAAUUCUCUUAUGCUUCAUCCUGGCCGAAUAGAGAGAUUUAAAGUAUGCAUUCCUAAGUUCAGUACAGUAGGGUAUCCUAAUGUGAACAAAUGGAUGCUGUAUUUAUCUACAAAGAAUAUCAAGAAAUUAACCUUAGAAUACAAGAAGAAUUUUGUACGUCAUAAGUUACCUCCUUAUUUCUUUUCUUGUCUGGACUUGACGUACUUGAAGCUCCGUAAUUUUGAUUUUUCGCCUCCACCAGAGUUCAAGGGCUUCUUAUACCUUGAAAAAUUAGUUUUUUUCGGGGUUCACCUUGCAAACAACUGUUUUGAAAGUUUUCUCUCCAGCUGCCCUUUUCUUCAAAAACUACAUGUGAGUGCGUGUUCCGGUGUUCGUCAUUUUAAUAUCAUUGGCUCUAAACUCAAGGUAUUGAGCAUCAAGGCCGAUGAUAAGUUCGAAUCAAUCUCCUUAGAAAACGCUCCUAACUUGACUAAAGUUACUGUUGCACUGGAAAGAGCUGUAAUCGGACUGGAAGACAAUCCUAUCGCUAAUUUGGGUAAGUUUGGGGAUUGCUUGGCUAAAGUCAAACUACUUCGUCUAAAUGGAAAGUUUCUGCAGUUCCUAGCUGAAACUCAAGUUCUGCAAAUGCUAUCAACGUCGCUAGACUCAUUAAAAAGUAUCGAACUCAAAGCUAUAAACUUUAUGGACUUUGAUCAGAUAUCUGUUGUUAUCUGUUUGAUUAGAAGUGCUCCGAAUUUGCAAGAACUUUAUAUUGAGGAAGGUUUAUUCUGUUUUAUCCUCGGAGGAUUUAAUCCAUUACCUUGGAAACAUGUGAGGGGGUCAAAAUUCCUUAAGGACGCACAAGAAAAUUGUGGACUUGGAAUAUUUCUUAUUGUUUACUGUUUUUUGUUCCAAAAUAUGACGAAUGAAAACCAAACUAAUGGAAGUGUUACGGGAACGGGUGCUACUGUUACGAGUGCUGCUGCCUCGUCAAGCCGUUAUACUCCUGCUCAUGCUAUGGCACCGACAGAAAAACCCGGAAAGUUUUUUGGUAUUGACUUCAAACGCUGGCAAAUGAAGAUGCUCUUCUAUCUUACUACGUUGAGUUUGCGAUGUUUCAUCAAGGAGGAUCCUCCGGUCAUGGCUGAAAAUACUCCGGAUGAUGAACGACUUGUUGUAACUGAAGCAUGGAAACAUUCUGAUUUCUUGUGCUAA
This is a messenger RNA of Nicotiana tabacum (common tobacco), 1368 nucleotides long. NCBI's taxonomy places the organism in Eukaryota, Viridiplantae, Streptophyta, Magnoliopsida, Solanales, Solanaceae. The record is from RefSeq and is a predicted model, not a curated record.